This is a messenger RNA of Syngnathoides biaculeatus (alligator pipefish), 4708 nucleotides long. It is a transcript of the gene pdk4, whose product is annotated as pyruvate dehydrogenase kinase, isozyme 4. Gene Ontology annotation, biological process: protein phosphorylation; regulation of glucose metabolic process. Gene Ontology annotation, cellular component: mitochondrion. The record is from RefSeq and is a predicted model, not a curated record. Gene Ontology annotation, molecular function: pyruvate dehydrogenase (acetyl-transferring) kinase activity. Lineage: Eukaryota; Metazoa; Chordata; Actinopteri; Syngnathiformes; Syngnathidae. The transcript has 12 exons. Bases 79 to 1431 code for a protein of 450 amino acids.
AGCGGAGGAAAAAAGGAUGGUGAUGCUGAGAAAGAAGACGAAAAAAUCCCACCUACAGACAAGAGCGAUCCUUUUGUCAUGGCUUUUGCUACACUGCCAUCUUCUGGACUCUUGGAAAAGCGACAAGCUGGAGCGCGUUCAAGGGAGGAAGGAGACUUGUGGCACGGUCAGCGGGGCUCUUUAAGGACAACAACAAUGAAGUUCACUCGGUUUUUGAUGAAAAGCAGCUCAGUGGCCGGAAUACCCAAGCAAGUGGAGCGGUUUUCCAAGUUCUCGCCGUCGCCUUUGUCGAUGAAGCAAUUCAUUGACUUCGGCUCUGCCAAUGCUUGCGAGAAGACUUCCUUCGUGUUCCUGAGGCAGGAGCUCCCGGUCAGGCUGGCCAACAUCAUGAAGGAAAUCGAUUUCCUCCCGGACAAGCUCCUCGGCACUCCUUCCCUAAAGCUCCUCACCAGUUGGUAUUCGCAGAGUUUGUUGGAGCUUGUAGAGUUUUUAGAGAAAGAUCCAGACGAUAAGGACACCCUGACAAACUUCACGCAAACGCUGAUUAAAAUCCGCAACCGGCACAACAACGUGGUGCCAACGAUGGCUCAGGGUGUGGUGGAGUUCAAGGAGGCUUUUGGCGUGGACCCUGUGACCAACCAGAACGUCCAGUACUUUCUGGACCGCUUCUACAUGAGCCGCAUCUCCACCCGCAUGCUCAUGAACCAGCACACGUUAAUCUUCGACGGCAGCGUGAACCCGGCGCACCCCAAGCAUAUCGGCAGCAUUGAUCCCACCUGUGACGUCGUGGAGGUUGUAAAAGAUGCUUAUGAAACAUCAAAAAUGCUGUGUGAGCAGUAUUACUUGACCUCACCGGAUAUGGAAAUCACGCAAGUAAACUCCAAAAACCCAGACCAGCCUCUCCAUAUUGUUUAUGUGCCAUCGCACCUUUACCAUAUGCUUUUUGAGCUGUUCAAGAAUGCAAUGCGGGCAACGGUCGAAACCCACGAGACAAGCCCGUCGCUGCCCGCCAUCAAAGUGCGGGUCUCCCUGGGCAGCGAGGACCUAACCAUCAAGAUGUCCGACAGAGGAGGCGGAGUCCCCCUGAGGAAGAUCGAGCGGCUCUUCAGCUACAUGUACUCCACGGCCCCCAGUCCCGUGCAUGUCGACAACUCUCGUAACGCCCCCCUGGCUGGUUUCGGCUAUGGCCUCCCCAUCUCCCGUCUGUAUGCCAAGUAUUUCCAAGGCGACCUGCAGCUCUACUCUAUGGAGGGUUACGGAACCUCAGCUGUCAUAUACUUAAAGGCCCUGUCCUCAGAGUCGGUGGAGAGGCUCCCCGUGUUCAACAAGUCAGCGCUGCGCCACUACCAGUCCACCACGGAGGCCGAUGACUGGUGCAUGCCCAGCAAGGAGCCGAAGAAGCUGGGCAGGAGCGAGAGGACUCACUCCUGAUAGACUCAAGGAGGUAGUGGAGAAUAGAAUCGAGUCGUAGCAACGAAAACACACAAGUUGGUGUUGGCCAGUUGUGAUUAGAACAUAACGCAAUUGUAUUAUUUCUCUUGAGAUCGUAACGCAGCAGAUUUUAUUGAAGCUUGCAUUUGCUCCUCUCGUUUUUAACGCGACUGUCCCGCGUAGGUGUUUUCAUUUGAAUCUCGCAUCAGGUGACUUCCUUGGAACUGUGAGCCCUCGCAAACAAGUUACAUAAACAAUGCUAAUACUGUAAAGGUGCUACUUGUAAAAGUCAGUCACGUUUCUCUUGAAGUAACCACUCUGGUUAACCAGGUUAUAAUUCUUCAUUUAAUAUCUUCCAUGUUUCUUAUGGUAACAGUUUUAUAACAACAGACCUCAGCACAAAACCCGUUAAAGCAUAUACAGUAUAGAGUGUGACGGGACCAAUUACCUUGCUUUUUACAUUUGUCAUCUUUAAUAUACAGUAUUGUAUAUGUUAUGAUGGCUCACAUAUUUCCCGCCUUAGAUGGCGACACCUUUUAAAUAGGAGGUUUUAUUUCAAAGCAAAAAGCAGGAAAUUAUUUCCAACAUUCAACCCAAAAAAAAAAGAGAUAUUUAGACGUCAUAUAUACAUUGUGCCUCACGUCACCUGAUCUUGCAAACAUUUUACAGUAACCUCUGUUUGAAUGUAAACGUGAAAAGAUGAAUGUAAACAAAGCGUUUACAAACGCAAAGUACCCUACAGUGGUUCGGUCCGCUUACUGGAGGAGAGGCAGAUAAACACAAACGUAAUUUUGGAAAAUGAUGUGAAAUCAUCUGCUCAGUUACUCACCAGCUAGUCCUUGUGUCAUGCGUGCAUGAGUUAUUGUAACUGGGGCCCAACUACCGCGAAUCAACAAUCUGAAAGGGAUCUGCGUACCUCUGUGGUAUUAUCCAAGUAAUGUAUUUCUUUAAUCAAGCCCGGUUAACAAGAUAACGGUACUGGAAUCUUUCAAGGAUCUUUGAAUGUAAACUCAGCUGUGCCGUAUUGUAAAAUGUACUAGAUGAAGAUUUUAGAAUACUAACCAAUGCACACGAGGACCCGGCCAGCUGAAAUGUCUUUACCGCCCAAUACGAAAAUGAUACGGCACGAAUAUGCUGAUGAAUGUUAAUUUCCGUAAGGAAGAACUGCACGUUCUUGUUUGGAAAUAGGACUGUUAUGUGCAGCACAUGAAGUAGUUUGUUUGUACUGUUGCAAAUGAAAGUAGAGGAUUGCGCUAUUUUUGCAUGCACUGUAGCAACGAGUGAUUUUGAAUGACAAACGGCCUUCAUACUACCUAACGUCCAAACAUGCUGAUUAAUAUGUCAAAUAUGCACACCGUGGUGAUAUAAUAAGCAUUACUUUUAAAUGUCUUUAUCACCUCCCAUUAUCAUAUCGUUCAUCAAUACGCCUUUUCGUCAGAAUUUGGUAGGAUUUCGGACAAAAAAAUUUUCGUGUUUCGUUACUGCAGUGGAUUUAUUAGAAUGAAUUCAUGUGUAGAAAUCAUCGAAUGUGUUGGGCCAGUUUUUGCCACAUUUAGCGUCCACAGCUUUUCUGCCUUGACACACAAUAUAAACAUUAUUUUGACAAUAUUAUUUUAACUCACUUCAAGUGUGUAUGUGUGCUGGACAUUUCCAUUUCAAAUGUUGUAUUUUACCACGAACCACAAAAAAAAAAAUGAAGGAAAAAAAAACUAUACAAAAACAUUGUCACUGUUCAAAGUGUAGUUUUUUUCACACUCCUUUUUGCCAGUUUCAUCCGCAUUCCGGUUUCAACAAGCUAAAAAACAAACAUUAAACUAAACGCUAUGUGCCGUCGCGGCUGUCAGCACUUUGAAUCCCUUCAGACCGGCGGCGCUUUAUGUGGCUCCUCGCCAGGUGGGACUGAAAGCGGGCAGUUCUGCUCGACCCCGUCAUUCGCUUGACCUGGCGACCCACCCCGCUGGGGAUCAUUCCAAGCGCUCGAAAAAUGCAUUCAUGUCCUGGAUGGUAAAAGCAGCAGUGUGCCAAAUUGCAGAAAGGGGUUAACUGUUGUUGCUACUGUAUUUCACUCCACAUGUCCCGUUUUACACGGCAGCUGCGCCGCAUACACCAUAAUAGUUCACAUAUUAGUCCUCCAGCAACUAUUGCUUCAUAAUGUUCAAGUAAAAAGUCAACAAGAAUCAAACAGGAGUGAUACUGUAAAGUGUAUACAGUUUGUUAUCCUCUGCAAAGAACAACUAAUAUUACUGAGACCUGCUCCAUGUAUAUCUGGAUGUCAGUAUUGUACUGUUGCCAGGAGUAGUACAAUGUCCAUUGACCGGAAGCAAAACAAAUGUUCUUUCUUGACACUCGAUUUCAUUGUCAUUAGUGUGGGUUUAAAAAACAUUUCAACUAUUUUUGUUGUUGUUGUUGAGUUGGAGGCAGUAAUGGAUUCAUAGCAUUUCCAUUCAUUUCAAUCGAGAAAGAUCAUUUGAGAUACUGUUGUAUCUCUGAAAAUUUGGUUCCCUUAAAAAAUGAGGCUCCAUUGUAUAUUAAAAUCAGUUAUUACUAUUAAAUCUUAAAUUGGAAAGGCUCUCUCUAGUGGAAGGGACAAAUGUAUUGAUCUGAUCCCAGACAACUUUGUAAAUGUCAAAACGGUCUAGAGAAAAAAAAAAAAAAAAAAGAGAUGUUGGACACGGUGUACUAGUGAGUUGAAAACUUGAUUCUGAGUGAUUAGCCUCAAUUUUCACAACAAAUGUCAUUGAAAUAUCAUGAAUCAGGCGGUGGAUCAGCUGGAAAGCGUUGGCCUCACAGUUCUGAGCUCCCAGGUUUGAUCCCGGACUUGACUGUGUGGAGUCUGCAUGUUCUCCCCGUGCCUGCGGGGGUUUUCUCAGGGCCCUCCGGUUUCCUCCCACAUUCCAAAAUUUAAUUGGACACUAAAUUGCCCCGAGGUGUGAUUGUGACUGCGGCUGUUUGUCUCGAUGUGCCCUCCGAUUGGCUGGCAACCAGUUCAGGGUGUUCAUCUGCCCGUUGACAGCUGGGAUAGGCUCCAGCAAUCCCGCGACCCUCGUGAGGAUAAGCGGUGAAGAAAAUGGAUGGAUAUCACAUUUAUAGGAAUUAAACAUUCUUAGUAGGCAUCUACAGUGGCCUAAUCUACAUUUACUGGCAUACACUUUACAUCAUCAUACACAUGAUUUAGUAUUCCCGCAUGCCACAUUAAACCGUUUAUAUUUGUUUCUUUGCAAUUGCCAGUUAACAUUUCACUAUAAUGACAAUAAUGUUGUAUCAAAUGUACAUAUAA